UUCGAAAAGCCGCCGAGCAGAAGGACGACGCUGACGACUUACGGAGGCUAGUGAUUGAUUGGGAGCUAGCCGAUGCUGACCCCCCCGGCGGGCCUGGUGAUUUCAACGAUGAUAUCGCGGUACUUGCCGACGUCGACGACCGAGAGGUACCCGACCCCGCGAAAAAAGUCCUGGUGUGUUUGAUACACUACAACAUCCAGUCACUCAAUAGCAAACACGAAAGACUAACGGAGAUUGCGAAAACUGUGCAGAAGAAGGCGGCCGAUCUAAACGCCAGCGCGCUACUGAGAUUAGGACUAAGCGAACUCAAGACAUUAACUCCCGCCGAAAGCUUCCCACUAAGUCCACCUACCACAGUUUCCGGACCCCCAGCGCCUCUUCUGCAAAAGACGACGUUCGCAUCAAACGCCCCCGCUGGCGGUUCAGCAGAUUCCGGGAUGACUGCGUUGUACGAGGCUUUUAUCCCUAGAAAAGACGACCCGGCCCUGUCGGAGAUGACUCGCUCGACGACCGUCGUUUCGAAGAGUUGGACAGUUCUAUACAGCAGUACUAGUUACGCAGAGCGGGAAAUUAUGCGAAGCGCCCCGAAAAAAGACGACUACUGCCUGUGGUUCAGCAUGACUUUAAGUCGUGGAGUGCUCUCAGCAGAGGGCUACAUAACACCUUCCACGAAAAAUGAUCACGAAGUGUCUCUCGAAAACAUCCGACACGCAUCCGAACAACUGGAAGAAAUCUUGGCAGCCUACAAAAAGCAGUGCGAAGCUGCGCCUCUGUGUUUUCUAGGCCUGGACCUGAACAUGAAGCACGACACGGCUUCCCGUGAAGAUUUCUUGGAUUCGCUCAAGCCUUCUUCUUCUUCGGGGUUCGGGGGUAAGAUAAAGCGUUUACUGAUGGAUUUUUGCGAGAGAAUCACCGAGGACCACGAGCCACUCCAGCUGGAAGGACCCACAUACCGGGAUAUUUCAUCUCCGGACGUGGUCUUCGUAAAAGGGCGGGAAUAUAUAGAAGACCUCGGACAAGCCCUCUUGUACCGAUGGACUGCCGAAGGGGAAACGACGGAACUGCCAGAGCUGUCCCAAGAUCACGCGGCGAUCGGUCUUUGCGGGGUGAUAAGUGAGGAGGUCCUACACCGAGGAGGACUCGCUGCGCCGACAACGACAACCUCCACCGCGUCCUACCCUGACGGAAAUUUCAACAACAAGACACGCGAUUUCGUCACCUUGCAAGCCCUUGCCGAUCCUCGUGGCGAGCAUUCUGGGAGAUGGAUCUGCGGGGCGAUGGAAGACUACAAAAUGAUUCCGAGAAGCAUAAUCCCGAGAGGAGGUGACUGCGGGGUUUUCUCGUUGGAGUUCGUGGCCGAAAGGGAGAUUUACAAGGGCGUAAACUUUGCGCUUCGUCUCGGCCGCGGCCUAGCGUUAGAGAAGACGAAAAUUACGGAGGCAAUAAACAACGACUGGCAGAGCUUUCAAGAAGGACGCGGAGUGGUCGACUUCGAAGACAAAAUCGCAGCCGCGUUAGUGAGAGCCAACCUCGUUGAGAAAAGAGGAUUCUCGAGCCGUACUCUUCUCGACAAACCGAAAGACACGGUAGGGGAAGGACCGGACACCGACGCGAAACGCGCGAAAAAAGAAAAAGCGCUACCUACAGCGAAAAGCAUGUAUUUAGGACGAGCACGAGGCGAGCCCAUAGAUUCGAUUAAAGGAAUCACAUGCGACGGCACACAGUGCGACUUGGUCCCGGCCGCGUUGAUAAAUGUAGCAAGGAUACACUUCGCGAAGCCUGCGACCAUGUUGGAGUUUAGCGGCGUCCAGUACGACUACUCCGGCGAGGAAUAUCGACAGCUCCUCGGUUCGCUCCUCCGACAUGCGAAGUUUUGCCACCCGUUGACGGUAUCUUGCCCAGAAGUCGUUGCCGCAAUCGCCGAGAUGAACAAGGAACUCCAAGGACCAACCGGUGUGCGGGGGAGUAUUUUCCGUUGCCUCCCGAAGUGGACUUUGAAGCUGCUCGUAGAAAUAAUCAACAAGGAACUUCGAGGGCUAAGGGACGCUGAG
Molecule: messenger RNA, 2051 nt
Organism: Amoebophrya sp. A120
Lineage: Eukaryota; Dinophyceae; Syndiniales; Amoebophryaceae
Source: the annotation of a GenBank genome assembly